AUGAUGUCUCCAGCAUUCCGUGCUGGCUCGCUCCGUGCUAUGGCCUCGCCUUCGAUGGCGCUUCGAGCCUCCAAACUUGGCAUGCAGUCGUCUAGCAGCGCACUCGCGGCUGCAUCGACAGCGCCUGCUGCUCCCACCGUGGGCCUUCAGUCGCUGUGCCAGACUCGCAACAUCUUCUGGACGCGAUCGCGGAAGAACGAGAAGGCCGCGGCCGUGCUCGCGGCGGCCCAGGCCGAUGCGCAGCCUCUGCAGCUGCCACCCCCAAAUAGCGGCGGCAAGAAGAAGGGCGGCUUCUUCCGAUCGCUGCGACGCGGCUUCUACAUCGUAACUCUCGGCAGUCUGGGAACGUAUGCAUACUUUGUCUACCAGGGCCGACACCCACCUGACCAGCUGCCCCAAGAUCCGACCAAGAAGACCAUCGUCGUCCUCGGAAGCGGCUGGGGAGCCACCUCGCUGCUCAAGAACAUCGACACCGAAGAGUACAACGUCGUCGUCAUCUCGCCCCACAACUACUUCCUCUUUACGCCUCUGCUGCCUUCCGUCACGGUAGGUACGCUCGAUGGACGCAGCAUCGUCCAGCCCACGCGUCACACGACCCGUUUCAAGACGCGCGAGGUCAAGGUGUACGAGGCCGACUGCGAAUACGUCGACCCCAUCAACAAGACCGUCACCUUCGAGGAUAGAAGCGAGGUCAAGGGCUCCGUCUCCAAGGUUACCAUCCCUUACGAUUAUCUCGUCUACUCGGUGGGCACGGAAAACCAGACGUUCGGUAUCGAAGGCGUUAAGAAGCACGCCUGCUUCCUCAAGGAGCUCAACGAUGCCGAAAAGAUCCGCGCUCGCCUGAUCGAUUGUGUCGAGAGCGCUGCCAUCAAGGGCCAGUCCGAGGAAGAGAUCGACCGUCUGCUGCACAUGGUCGUUGUGGGUGGUGGUCCCACAGGGAUCGAAUAUGCCGCCGAGCUGCGCGACUUUGUCGAGUCGGAUCUGAUCCGCUGGUAUCCCGAGGUGGCCAACAAGCUGCGCGUGACGCUCGUCGAGGCGCUGCCCAACAUUCUUCCCAUGUUCUCGCAGACGCUCAUCAAGUACACCGAAUCGACAUUCAAGGAGAACUCGAUCGAGAUUCUCACCAAGCACAUGGUCAAGGACGUCGACGACCGCGACGUGCUCGUCAAGACGCCCUCGGGCGAGGAAAAGAAGAUUCCUUACGGUCUGCUCGUGUGGGCGGCGGGUAACACGGCCCGACCCUUGACACGCCAGCUCAUGGCAGCGCUACCCGAGUCGCAAAAGACCCGCCGUGGCUUGGAGGUAGACGAUCACAUGCGUCUCAAGGGCGCCGAGGACUCGAUCUUUGCGCUCGGAGACGCCACCGCGACCCAAUUUGCACCCACUGCCCAGGCCGCCUCGCAGCAGGGAGCCUACCUGGCCCGCGUGUUCAACCAGCUGGCCCGCCUCACCGUGCUCGAGAACAAGCUUGAGGAAGCCAAAAAGACCAACGCCGAUGCCUCUGAGCUCGCCGGUCUGGAGCGACAGAUCGAGAAGGCGGCCAAGAUCCGCCCCUUCAAGUACACACACCAGGGCUCGCUCGCCUACAUUGGCUCCGAGAAGGCCAUCGCCGACAUUCCCUUGCUCGGCAACAACCAGAUCGCGUCGGGUGGUGUGGUGACAUUCAUGUUCUGGCGAUCUGCCUACGUGUCGAUGCUGUUCUCUCUGCGCAACCGAUCGCUCGUAGCCGCCGACUGGUUCAAGGUUUUCCUCUUCGGUCGCGAUGUGUCGCGAGAGUGA
This is a messenger RNA of Sporisorium graminicola, 1779 nucleotides long. RefSeq lists its product as uncharacterized. Lineage: Eukaryota; Fungi; Basidiomycota; Ustilaginomycetes; Ustilaginales; Ustilaginaceae. The coding region runs from base 1 to 1779 and encodes 592 amino acids. Gene Ontology annotation, molecular function: NADH dehydrogenase activity. The record is from RefSeq and is a predicted model, not a curated record. The transcript has a single exon.